AAGAAGACGGAAGUGGGACAUCCAGGAGGUUACGCUUUCAUCAUUUUACAAGCGGAGAGAAUUAAAGCAAAAAGAAAAAAGAAAACAACAAAAAAUCGACAGGAUAACCUGAGAUCUAUCAUAAUAUGAAGGGAUCUGGUUUGCUGUGAACAGGAUGAGGGAGAGUCCCAGGAGGCCAUUAAUCCUCAAGAGGAGGAAGUUGCCGUUUCAGAGGAACGAAGCCGACGGGCCGCGGAGCAAAUCCACCCGGCGCAGGGGUCCCGGCCUGCCCGAUGGCGUCUGCAUUAUGGACCAUCCCACCAUGGCGGACACGCAAGUGGUGGUUAUACCAAAAACGGCAGAUCUUCAGAGCGUCAUCGACAUUCUGACGGCCAAAGGGAAGGAAAGUGGCCCUCGGGGGCCGAACAAGUUUAUCUUGCUGAGCGGAAAUAAUGGAUCGGAGGACGGCGUCCAAGCUCUUGGUGAUGAGGGGAAGAACCUCGGGCCUGAGGAGCUUGCAAGCAAAGCUCUCAGAUUGAAAAACGACUCGGACCGCAGUCUCUUGGAUACCAGCCUGACGAACAUCCAGUGGUUGGGGAAAAUGAACACGGACGUCACAAACGUCUCCAAGCCGGAAAAGAAAGAUUCCGAUAAAGAGAACAUCGAGGCCUGCGUCCAGCUGCAAGAGGCACAGCGAGGAGAUGGAGAACCGAGCGGCGUCAGCGGUCCGCAUUCAGAAAGGCCGCCCUACUCCUACAUGGCCAUGAUCCAGUUCGCGAUCAACAGCAAGAAAGAUAAAAAGAUGACCCUGAAGGAGAUCUAUACCUGGAUCGAGGAUCAUUUCCCCUACUUCCGGGAUGUCGCCAAACCCGGUUGGAAGAACUCUAUUCGCCAUAAUCUCUCGCUGCACGACAUGUUCGUCAGAGAGAGCACCCCCGACGGCAAGACCUCCUUCUGGACCAUAAAACCCGAAGCAAACCGCUGUCUGACCUUAGAGCAGGUGUACAAGCCUGAACUCGAUCCGGCAUCUCGCUCUUUCGCACAAACCAUGCAAGUCUGUUACCAACAACAAAAGCCAGUUGUCCCCGAUCCGAAAAGGCUGACCACUUGUACCACAGAAAGGAAAAUGAAGCCUCUCCUGCCACGUACCAACUCGUACCUCGUACCGAUUCAGCUUCCUCUGACUCCUUCGCUUUUCCUGUCCUCCCCGGCGGCGCUCCCUUUGUCCACCUCUCAGCAGAGCUCCUCCGCCUCCAAUCCGGUUUCGAAAUCGGGGUGCAAGAGGCUCUGUAUCGCUCCGAAGGUUUCCAAGAGCGAAUCCAGCACCGUCCUGAUCUCCACCCCGGUCCCAGAGAUGAAGGACGAGUGCAUCCCUGAUUCCCACAUCAGCAAACGUAAGGAGGCAAGCAGCUCGCGUCGUAAACAGCGCCUGGUCCCGCCUUCCACAGAGGAGCCCGUCUUGCUCUUCCCCGACAGCACUUUCUUCGACUCGGGCUUGGCCCUGGACGGCUCCACGUUCCAAGAGGUGGAGCUGGAGGCGGAGCCCCGGCCCGAGGGCGAGACCUUUAAAACGCCCGUCAAAGCGAGCCACCCGGCGUCUUCGACCCCCAGCAAGGCGUUGGAGCCGUGGAGGAUCACGCCGCUGGGCAAAGCCGGCCGCAGCGUGCUAGAUUUCAGCCCGAUCCGCACGCCGCAGAAGCACGAGCUCAGCGGUCUGAGCCUCAAUGGGACGCCGUUCAAAGACCUCCAGCUGUUCAGUUCGCCCCGUGAGCUGCUCACAUCCUGCUUGCGCGAGCCACAAAACCGCUCGCUUGAGCCACAGAACCGCUCACUCACCGAGGGCCUCGUUCUGGACACCAUGAACGACAGCCUGAGCAAAAUCCUAGUGGACAUCAGCUUCUCAUGUCUGGAGGACGACGACCUCGGCAUGGCCAACCUUAGCUGGUCACAGUUAAUUCCCGAGCUUAAAUAAUGGCACGGCGCAAUUUCUUUUUGUCAAGCUGCUCACCCGCUUUUACACUGCCUCGGAGUGAUUACUCUUCUUUUUUUUCUUAUUCGUAUUUUUUUUCCUAAUAUAAUAAAUCUUUAGAUUUUUUAUCUGUACCUCUGCCUUUCAUUCUACAGCCUGCCAAUCUUUCUCUAUCCACGUCAGUGUCUUCUUUGUUGGUUUUUCCGCUUCCAGCGACACAUUCCUCCUUAAUCUGCUCACUCUAUUUAUCUAUGUCUUGCUCUCCUUCUUCCAUCCCUUUACGCAUCUUUGUUUUUGUGUUUUCCUGUCCCUGUUUACUGUACAUACGUCCAGUCAGAGUGUAUUUAUCACUGUAAAAAAAGGAUGCAUGAGCGAGGGACAAGGGGACAAAACAACCAGUGGAAGGAAUGUAUUUAGGAAUUUUGCACAAUUUUGUAAUAUUUGUAUAUGGAUUUCAGGUGUGUAAAUGAGUUUAACAGACACUACUGCUUCUUAAACGAGAAAUAGACCUGAGAUUUCUAUUUUAAGAUGUACGAUUUGAGCGAAUAUACAUUAUAUUGUUAUAUGAUAUGAUAUUGGCACUCGGUGAAUUCUAUGGUUCUUGCAUGCAUUGGCUUUUAAAAAAAAAACAAAUUGCCUGUUUAUUAUUUUAACCUCAUUGUCAUCAUCAUCACAGUCUGUGUGUAUUGUUAAUAAAAUUUUAUUAAAAUCCUU
Messenger RNA from Silurus meridionalis, 2662 nucleotides. RefSeq names its product forkhead box M1 (gene foxm1). The record is from RefSeq and is a predicted model, not a curated record. Gene Ontology annotation, biological process: G2/M transition of mitotic cell cycle; regulation of DNA-templated transcription. Lineage: Eukaryota; Metazoa; Chordata; Actinopteri; Siluriformes; Siluridae. Gene Ontology annotation, molecular function: DNA-binding transcription factor activity; sequence-specific DNA binding.